Molecule: messenger RNA, 6124 nt
Organism: Rattus norvegicus (Norway rat)
Lineage: Eukaryota; Metazoa; Chordata; Mammalia; Rodentia; Muridae
Source: RefSeq, a predicted model, not a curated record
AAAACAAUUAGAACUGCAGCAGUGGCUCACAACCAUCCUUAACUCCAGUUCCAGCAAGACUGGGACUCGGACUUGGGUCCUCUGGAAGAGCUGCCCAGCCACUUCUUCAGCCGCAUUUUUUUUUAUUCAUUUAUUAUAUAUAAGUACACUGUAGCUGUCUUCAGACACACCAGAGGAGGGCAUCAUAUCUCUUUACAGAUGGUUGUGAGCCACCAUGUGGUUGCUGGGAAUUGAACUCAGGACCUCUGGAAGAGCAGCCGGGUGCUCUUAACCGCUGAGCCAUCUCUCCAGCCCCCAGCCGCAUUUUUGUUUCUGAUUUUUGGACUAAAGAAAACCUGGCUUUGAAGGUGACACAGUCAAGUCUCUUUCAGAUCCUGAAGGAAAUAAAUUCUGGGUUCUCAGGCUUGAAGAAAACCGAAUCCUACGGUACGGGUCUUUCCAUUUCAAAAAGGAAGAAUCAGAGCACUUAGCACAGACCGCUCAAGGCAUGACUAACAGAAGGAGCUCUCUUCCCUUGUUCCGGGAGGACUUCCUUGUAGGGAGUCAUUCAUCGCUUUUCAAGAGGUUAAAACUUUCCAAUCAAGGGCACUGGGCUCAGUUCUCUGGGAGUCAAAGAGAGGCUUUAAGUUCCCUGCACAAUGGAGAGGUCUAAGGUGUGAGAGAUCACCUGACCCCAAACAAAAGCACGUUAAUCCUUUGCAAUAAUGAAAAAUAGGAAGGGCCACGGGUUCCAACAGACUUAUGGCCACAAUGAUCUCAAGUCAAGGAGGAUGGGGGGGGGGGGGAGGCUCUGAUUAAAUUUCAUAGAACUAAAGACUUCGUCCCGCGAGUGCACGCCAAAUGUUAAGUCCCCGUCAAGGCAGCUGAUUGCAUUGGUUUAGUUGAUUGAGAGCCAAAGUCAAUUUCCGGGUGUUGAGACCGGGUGUCUUAUGUAAGACGCGGAGGGAAGCUGGGUGGGUGUUGGCUUUUACGGAACUUCUCUGUUUUCGUUUUGUGACUUCUGUGAGCCUAUAAUUAUUUCAAAAGAAAAAGUAACAUAACAAAGGCCAACAACUAGUCCGGCCCCGCACAAAGCACCUCGGGGCCCGCCCCACACCGCGCUCGACCGGCCUCCUGGGCUAGGCGCAGCCGGGUGAGGGGAGAAGAUGUGGGCGGGGCGCCGCCGCGCACGCGCAGUCCCACUGCCCGGCAAGCGCCGCCGGCGGGUGGCGCAUGCGCAGUGUCGGCCGCAACGGCCCCUCUCUCCACAGUCUGAGGGGGUAACCGGGGAGCCUUGGCCCCUCCGCGCUGCCGUCUUUUCCGGCAGUUGGGGUUCUUCCUGUUGUCCUCUCCCGUCACGGCUCGGCAGCCGCGCUCCCUCGGCGUCCCCGGCGCGGCGCGGUCGCUCUCGAGCCGCCCGCUCGUCGCGUCUGUGCCGUCUCUGUCGCCGCCGGCCCCGUGCUUCCCUCCCCCCUGGGUCUGUUUUUUCAGGAUCGUUCUCGCUCUGCAGCCCUGGCUGCCCUGGCUGCCCUGGAACUCCACCCCCUGGUCUUGUGGAGCUUUUUGCCAUGGCAAUGACAGGAUCUACACCUUGCUCAUCCAUGAGUAAUCAUACGAAGGAGAGGGUGACAAUGACCAAAGUGACACUGGAGAAUUUUUAUAGCAACCUUAUCGCUCAACAUGAAGAACGAGAAAUGAGGCAGAAGAAAUUAGAGAAGGUGAUGGAAGAAGAAGGCCUGAAAGACGAGGAGAAACGACUCAGAAGAUCUGCACAUGCUCGGAAGGAAACGGAGUUUCUUCGAUUAAAGAGAACAAGGCUUGGACUGGAAGAUUUUGAGUCUUUAAAAGUCAUAGGCCGAGGAGCAUUUGGUGAGGUGCGGCUUGUCCAGAAGAAAGACACAGGGCACGUGUAUGCGAUGAAAAUCCUGCGCAAAGCAGACAUGCUGGAGAAGGAGCAGGUUGGCCACAUCCGUGCGGAGCGUGACAUUCUAGUGGAGGCAGACAGUUUGUGGGUUGUGAGAAUGUUCUAUAGUUUUCAGGAUAAGCUAAACCUCUACCUAAUCAUGGAGUUCCUGCCUGGAGGGGACAUGAUGACUUUAUUGAUGAAGAAAGAUACUCUGACAGAAGAGGAGACUCAGUUCUACAUAGCAGAGACAGUGUUAGCCAUAGACUCCAUUCACCAGCUGGGGUUCAUCCACAGAGAUAUCAAGCCAGACAACCUUCUCUUGGACAGCAAGGGCCAUGUGAAACUUUCCGACUUUGGCCUUUGCACAGGCUUGAAAAAAGCCCACAGGACUGAGUUUUAUAGGAACCUGAACCACAGCCUGCCCAGUGAUUUCACUUUUCAGAAUAUGAAUUCUAAAAGGAAAGCAGAGACCUGGAAAAGAAACAGACGCCAGCUCGCCUUCUCUACAGUGGGCACCCCUGACUACAUUGCUCCGGAGGUGUUCAUGCAGACAGGGUACAACAAGCUCUGCGAUUGGUGGUCCCUCGGGGUGAUCAUGUAUGAGAUGCUCAUCGGCUACCCACCAUUCUGCUCCGAGACCCCUCAAGAGACGUACAAGAAGGUGAUGAACUGGAAGGAAACUUUGACCUUUCCCCCGGAAGUUCCUGUCUCCGAGAAAGCCAAGGGCCUGAUUCUGAGGUUCUGCUGUGAAUGGGAACAUAGAAUCGGAGCCCCUGGAGUCGAGGAAAUAAAAAGUAACCCCUUCUUUGAAGGUGUUGACUGGGAGCAUAUCAGGUACCCACACUGCGGUCCCGUGUUGAGUGUGUGCGUGCCGUGGGCGAGCGAGGGCCGGAGCACACCUUGGUGCACGUCGUCCUUUCCUUCUAACUGUCACGGGGUUCUGGGGAUCAAAUCAGGUGCCAGGCUUUGUGGCAAGGACCUGUACCCACUGAGCCAUUUGCUGGCCGCAGACUGGGUCUCAUGUAGCCCAGGCUGGCCUCCUGUGAGGUACAUAGCAGACGGUGAUCUUGAACCCCUGGUUCUCCUGCCUCUUCCUCCCAAGUGCUUGGAUACAAGAAUGUACCACCAUCUGUGGGUUACAAUUCCCAUAAGAGACCAUCAGCAAGCUAAGUAAAGGGAGAGAGCCCUUUUGACUCUUAGAGUCUUUCGCUGUGGUGAAAAUGAGGAUCAGAUGAGUCGGACCUGCCUGCCUGCCAGGCCACAGGACGCAGCUGGCCCAGCAGUUCAUGACAGCAGAGUGAAAGCCUGGCACGGUGAAGGGCGUCCAGGGGGAACAGGCCUUUGCUCUUCCCGACCUCUGUGCCUGAGGGCCUUCGUCAGCUCCCGUUACUGAGGUGGGAGGGGUGGAGUUCAGAGGGCAGGGAGGAGGCAUGGCCUGGGCAGAAAGUGUUCUGCCGUUUUCUACUGUAAUUGUGUUCUGACUUAGAUCUUUGUCUCUCUGAGGUAGUGUCUAGUCUAAGCUACCCUGGGACUCACAGUCUGCUUUCUGUGGUCCCUACUGUGGCCAGCAUCCUGGUAAUUUUUACCUUUCUGCUGGAAUCCGGGUAGAGACAAAACUGGGCUGCUUGAAGCUGUUUCCUUCUGGGAUGGGUGCUUCGAUGCAGGGCUGCAGCACCCUGGUUCUUCCCAAGUGCCGGGGUUAAAGGCCCACCCUCAUGCCGGCCGUCGGAGUGACCAGCUCCAGUGGUGACUUUGCUUGGAUGCAGUCGUUUGGCUUAUUUAGCAUUAGAGAAACAAAAUAUCGCCAACAGUGAAUCGUCCUCCCACGUCAGACAGGGAGGAGUCUUCUGAGAGACUCGGUCAGUAUCCUGUGAGCAUUCCAUCUAUGGUCACUUGGGCAUGUCUGUCCUUGACAGGGAGAGACCAGCUGCCAUAUCUAUUGAAAUCAAGAGCAUCGAUGAUACCUCAAACUUCGAUGAGUUCCCGGAGUCUGAUAUCCUGAAGCCCACAGGUAACCCCCUGGCUGCCGCUGCCGUCUCAAGCGUUGCAGCAGCCUGCGAUCGUAGGCUGAUAUUUCCCUAUCAGAAUGUGGAGGGGAACUUCUGGGCCUGUGUAAGUAUGUAUCAGUCCCUACAUGGGGGGACUGCUGAACGGAUGGCCGUGUGGGUCUGGUGAGCUGUUUGAGCUGGCUGAGAAAACCAUAAACUGCUCUUCUGUUACUCAGAUUACAGGCUAUGUGAGCUGACAUGACAGGAGCAAGAAAAUAGAACGUAGAGAUCAUAAGCGAGCAAAGUAGAAAACUGGCACAGUGAAGAAUAAUCCUGUGUAAACGGGAGCUGUGCUGUUCUUCAGGGCCUGGCUGUCAUUGAGGUAGGGCAGUGACUCAGUCUCACGUCUGUUUCUUUGCCAGUGACCACAAGUAACCACCCUGAGACGGACUACAAGAGUAAAGACUGGGUCUUCAUCAAUUACACAUACAAGCGCUUCGAGGGCCUGACAGCCAGGGGCGCCAUACCUUCCUACAUGAAGGCGGCCAAGUAGAGCUGUGCAGGAGCCCUGGAGGGCAGAGUUCUCUGAGCAACGUUGGUUUUCCUCGUGCGCUCUUGAAAGAACUUCCAAGAAUUUGGUAGAACCAUUACUGCGUCCUAGUCAAGUCUCUGAGAUGUGAUUGUGAGUGGCCAUUCCUCCGUAAUGCACCGAGAAGCAGCUGAGAGGACAGAUAAGCGUUUCUCCGUCAGCCAUAGCAGCCGCUUGCUUCUUCUGAAGCCCCACGAGCCAGUUUGGUAGGUGGUGUACGGAGAACUUGAUUUUCCCAAGUUCAUCAGAAUGGAGGGAAGACCAGCCGUCCACCGUGCCGAGCUCACACACACCGAGUACAGCCAAUGCCUGUGCUGUGUGCCACCUGCCAAGCCCACCAAGUAUUUUUCUCUUUAUAGCUGAAAAUUCUGUAGUUAAAGAAAUAAGGCAAUAAUGAAAGUCCUCGUGAACAGCCCAGUGUGGCAGAGGAGCGAGCUCCAUCUCCCCCGCCUCGGCCGGUGCAAAUGGCUUGCACAGCCUUCAUUCGUGGUGCACUUUACCUAUGGUACCAGGGCAGAGACCCUGACCCACUGACCUGUCUUCCCUCCGAAAGACUACGCUGCGCUUCUGUUGAUGGGAGAGGUACCAGUGCGAUCCUUGAUCUUACAAAGCCCACAACACCACUGGGCACUGCCAAGGAGUUUGGACCCUGUGGACAACCCUCACUCUGUCUCCACGGCUGUCUGACGUGACCUUGAGGCACAUGGGCCUCCCAGCAAGCAAUACCCGCGGAUGCUGCCAGAGCAGCCUGACCUGAGGAGCAGGGAGAACCCGCUGGAGCUCAGGCGCUGCCGUGCGGGAUCCCACAGCCUCCUUGGAGUCAAGGCAGGUCCAGCCCGCUGAGUCCUUGAGCUCAUUCCUCAAUCCAUGGUGCAAACGUGUUUGUCUUAGCAUUUCUCUAGCCCAACUUUAGCCAUUUUGCCUUGGAAUCAUGAUUACAAAAUUUUCCUUUGCAGAUGCCUUCCCGGGGCAUUCUUGUCCCUCCACCCACAAGGGUGGCCUGCAGCUUGGGCCGAACUGGCCUCUGCUGUGGUGUUCUCUCCUGAGAAACACUGAAUUUAGCACAAAGUGCCUUCUCUGUCACGGCUGCUGCCACCUUUAGGAGACUUUUGCUGUGUCAGAAAAAUGUGGAGGUUCCAUAUUAAUGCAUUACUAGAGUUUGGUUUUAAGUGUCGGUAACUGUUAAAGCAUUAUUUGCACCUGUGUGGUAACUUGCAGUGUCAUUGGCCAAGCUACAACUGGGAUCGGCUCUCUGCUAGUCCUGAGAUUGUGAAGGUCAGUUUGGUCCCAGCUCAGCCAUUCAGAGAACAGAAUAUAAGACUUAAAAUUGUAAGCAAAACUGCUUUGAGUUUUCAUGUCUUAGAUGAAGAAAAAGGAAUGUUAGGGAAGUCUUAACUCUGGGUUAAGGGUGAUUGAUGUUCGCUCCUUAAUCCUCCAUUCAGAACCUGCUAAUGCGAAGGAGAUAGAGGUGCCUGUGCGUGGCUCUGUGCUCUCUGUGUUCAUGAGCAGUUGAGGUCCUGAUCCCUGUGUUUGCAGAGUGUGUGGUGAGCAUGGGAGAAGUAGUUGAAUAGUGGUAGUCCGCGUGGUGGGGGAUGGUUCGUUUUGGGGGGAAAUGUUCACAUUUUAACUAUUCAACUUUUGAAUAAACUGUGAAAAUAAUAA